AUCGACCCCCGCUCCGGCCUGAUCACCACCAGCGGGCCAGUGGACAGGGAGAAGAUGGAGAGGUACUCCUUGGUGGUGGAGGCCAACGACCAGGGGAGGGAGCCAGGGCCUCGCUCUGCCACGGUCAAGGUCUACAUCACGGUCCUGGACGAGAACGACAACACCCCUCAGUUCAGCGAGAAGCGCUACAUCGUCCAGGUGAGGGAGGACAUACGGCCCCACACCGAGAUCCUGCGCGUCACCGCCACAGACCUGGACAAGGACAACAACGCACUGGUCCACUACAACAUCAUCAGCGGGAACAGCCGGGGCCAGUUCUCCAUCGACAGCAUCACGGGGGAGAUACAGGUGGUGGCUCCGCUUGAUUUUGAGGUGGAGCGGGAGUAUGCCCUGAGGAUCCGGGCUCAGGACGCGGGGCGCCCUCCCCUCUCGAACAACACUGGCAUGGCCAGCAUCCAGGUGGUGGACAUCAACGACCAUGCCCCCAUCUUUGUCAGCACCCCUUUCCAAAUCUCCGUCCUGGAGAACGCUCCCCUCGGCCACUCCGUCAUCCACAUCCAAGCCGUGGAUGCGGACUAUGGUGAGAACUCGCGCCUGGAGUACAAACUGAUGGGGGUCUCGGCCGACACGCCCUUCGUGGUGAACAGUGCCACGGGGUGGAUCACGGUCAGCGGUCCCUUGGACCGGGAGUUGGUCGAGCACUAUUUUUUUGGGGUAGAGGCUCGGGACCAUGGUUCUCCAUCUUUGUCUGCCUCUGCCAGCGUCACCAUCACUGUCAUGGAUGUCAACGACAACCAUCCCGAGUUCACCCAGAAAGAGUACUUCAUCCGCCUGAACGAGGAUGCAGCCGUGGGGACCAGCGUCCUCAGCGUCACAGCCAUCGACCGGGACGUGAACAGUGCCAUCACCUACCAGAUCACUGGAGGCAACACACGGAACCGCUUCUCCAUCAGCACACAAGGCGGGAUGGGGCUCAUCACUCUGUCUCUGCCGCUGGACUACAAGCAGGAGAGGCGCUAUGUGCUCACUGUGACGGCCUCUGACCGCACCCUGCGUGACAACUGCCACGUUCACAUCAACAUCACCGACGCCAACACACACCGGCCUGUGUUCCAGAGUGCCCACUACUCUGUCAGCAUCAACGAGGACCGGCCUGUGGGCAGCACCGUGGUGGUGAUCAGCGCCACGGACGACGACGUGGGGGAGAAUGCCCGCAUCACAUACUAUCUAGAAGACAACGUCCCUCAGUUUCGCAUCGAUCCAGACUCUGGAGCCAUCACCCUGCAGGCAGAACUGGACUAUGAGGACCAGGUCACCUACACGUUGGCUAUCACUGCCAAGGACAAUGGGAUCCCCCAGAAAGCGGACACCACCUACGUUGAAAUCAUGGUGAAUGAUGUUAAUGACAACGCCCCGCAGUUCGUCAGCCCUCAUUACCAGGGCGUGAUCUCUGAGGACGCUCCUCCCUUCACCAGUGUGCUCCAGAUCUCUGCCACUGACCGGGAUGCCCACACCAAUGGGCGAGUGCAGUACACCUUCCAGAACGGGGAGGACGGGGAUGGAGACUUCACCAUAGAGCCCACCUCGGGGAUCAUUCGCACCGUCCGCAAGCUGGACCGUGAGAACGUUCCUGUCUAUGAGCUGACUGCGUACGCUGUGGACAGGGGCAUCCCUUCUCAGAGAACUCCUGUCCGUAUCCAGGUUACCAUUCAAGAUGUGAACGACAAUGCCCCUGUCUUGCCUGCUGAAGAGUUUGAGGUCUUGGUAAAGGAGAACAGCAUCGUAGGCUCUGUCGUGGCCCAAAUCACGGCUGUCGACCCGGAUGAGGGACCCAAUGCCCAGAUCAUGUACCAGAUUGUGGAAGGCAACAUCCCUGAGAUAUUCCAGAUGGACAUCUUUUCUGGGGAACUCACGGCCUUGAUAGACCUGGAUUAUGAGACAAAACCUGAGUACGUGAUUGUAGUGCAGGCCACCUCUGCCCCUCUGGUCAGCAGAGCCACGGUCCAUAUCAAACUCAUUGACCAGAAUGACAACAGCCCCGUUCUCAAGAACUUCCAGAUCCUGUUCAAUAACUAUGUGUCCAACAAGUCCAAUACCUUCCCCUCGGGGGUCAUAGGGAAGGUCCCAGCUUAUGACCCAGAUGUGUCCGACCGCCUCUUCUACACCUUUGAGCGGGGAAAUGAACUGCACUUGUUGAUUGUAAAUCAAUCGAGCGGGGAGCUGAGGCUGAGCCGUAAGCUGGACAACAACCGUCCACUCGUGGCCUCCAUGCUGGUGACUGUCACAGACGGGAUCCACAGCGUGACGGCCCAGUGUGUCCUGCGCGUGAUCAUCAUCACGGAGGAGAUGUUGGCCAACAGCAUCACGGUGCGGCUGGAGAACAUGUGGCAGGAGCGCUUCCUCUCCCCGCUGCUGUCCACCUUCCUGGAAGGGGUGGCCACCGUGCUUGCAACGCCCAAGGAGGACAUCUUCAUCUUCAACAUCCAGAACGACACGGACGUGGGCGGCACGGUGCUCAACGUCAGCUUCUCGGCCCUGGCGCCGCGGGGCGGGCGCUACUUCAGCUCGGAGGAGCUGCAGGAGCAGCUGUACAUGAAGCGCAUGGCACUGACGGGUGCCUCCAUGCUGGAGGUGCUGCCCUUCGACGACAACGUCUGCCUGCGGGAGCCCUGCCAGAACUACAUGAAGUGCAUCUCCGUCCUCAAGUUCGACAGCUCGGCCCCCUUCAUCGCCUCCCCCUCCACCCUCUUUCGGCCCAUCCACCCCAUCACUGGCCUGCGGUGCCGCUGCCCACAGGGCUUCACUGGGGACUACUGCGAAACGGAGAUCAACCUCUGCUACUCCAACCCCUGCCGGAAUGGCGGGAUCUGGUCACCAUGCCGGGUGCUCUUCCCGGCAGGGUGGCGGGUGGCGGAGCCCCUCUGCCCGCAGAGCGCCGACGGCGGCUUCCACUGCCAGUGCCCGGCCGGCGGCUUCGAGACGCCCUUCUGUGAGGUGUCCACGCGCUCCUUCCCGCCGCGAUCCUUCGUCAUGUUCCGGGGCCUGCGCCAACGCUUCCACCUCACCCUCGCCCUCUCGUUCAGCACGGUGGAGCCCAAUGGCCUGCUGCUCUACAACGGGCGCCUGAACGAGCGGCACGACUUCCUGGCGGUGGAGAUCAUCCAGGGGCAGGUCCAGCUGAAGUACUCCACAGACAGGCUGGGAGAGUCCAGCACGGUGGUGAGCCCCUACGUGCCGGGAGGCGUGAGCGAUGGGCAGUGGCACACGCUGCAGCUCCACUACUACAACAAGCCCAAGGUCAGUGCCCUGGGAGUGGUGCAGGGCCCCUCCAAGGACAAGGUGGCCACCUUGACAGUGGAUGAAUGUGAUGCUUCAGUGGCUCUGCAGUUUGGCAGUGAAAUCGGGAACUACUCCUGCGCCGCAGAGGGUGUGCAGACCAGCUCGAAGAAGUCCCUGGACCUCACAGGUCCCUUGCUCCUCGGAGGGGUGCCCAAUUUGCCAGAAAACUUCCCCGUCACUCACCGGGACUUUGUGGGAUGCAUGAGAGACCUAUACAUCGACAGCAAACGCAUUGACCUGGCCUCCUACAUCGCCAACAACGGAACUGCUGCAGGCUGCCAUGCCAAGCACACGUUCUGUGACUCCAGCCCCUGCAAGAAUGGCGGCACCUGCUCUGUCAGCUGGGGGACCUACUCCUGCCUCUGUCCCGUUGGCUUCGGGGGCAAAGACUGCCGUCACCCCAUGCAUCAUGCCCACUAUUUCCAGGGCAACAGUGUCCUGACCUGGGACUUCAAGACAGACGUGAAGAUCUCAGUGCCGUGGUACCUGGGGCUGGCAUUUCGGACGCGCCAGCCCGAUGGGGUGCUUCUGCAGGCCCACGCUGGCCAGUACACCACCCUGCUCUGCCAGCUGGCUUCCUUCGUGGCGGGCAGGGGGUCCGGGCGCAGCCCCAGCCUCCUCCUGGACCAGCUGCGGCUCAGCGAUGGGAGAUGGCAUGACCUCCAGCUGGAGCUGCGGGACGUCCGCAGUGGCCGAGACUUGCGCUAUGUCAUCACCCUCACCCUGGACUUUGGGCUCUACCAGGACACAGUGGUUGUGGGAAAUGAACUGCAUGGCCUGAAGGUGAAACAUCUGCAUGUGGGGGGAGUCCUGGGCUCUGGCGAGGUGCAGAACGGGCUGAGGGGCUGCAUACAGGGUGUGCGACUGGGUGACAGCAUCACUGGGACCGUGCUGCCCAAGCCCAGCCAUGCCCUGCGAGGAGGCUGUUUUUUUCCCUGCGACUCCAGCCCCUGCCCGGCCAACAGUGUCUGCAAGGACGAGUGGCAGAGCUACUCCUGCGUCUGCCAGCCAGGGUACUAUGGAGGGGACUGCGUGGAUGUGUGUCACCUCAAUCCCUGCAAGAACAAGUCAGUGUGUCGCCGCAAGCCAGGCUCGCCCCUGGGCUACGUGUGCGAGUGCGGAGCUGACUUUUUCGGGCAGUACUGUGAGCACAGGAUGGACCAGCAGUGCCCAAAAGGCUGGUGGGGGAACCCCACCUGUGGGCCCUGUAACUGCGACGUGAACAAGGGCUUUGACCCCGACUGCAAUAAAACCAACGGGCAGUGCCACUGCAAGCGGGCUGGAGGCUGGGGUCAGGCCUGGCACGGCAGCUCAGCACCCACAGCACCUUGCUGCGGCUCCGCUGGCCCCGUCCUCGGCGUGCACUGCCAGGGGAGUGGGCACGGCGUGCCGUUAGGUGCAGCCAUCAGACACUGUGAUGAGGAGAAGGGCUGGCUGGAGCCAGAUCUCUUCAACUGCACUUCACCUGCCUUCAAGGAGCUCUCCAUGCUGCUGGAGGGCUUGGAGAGGAACGAGACUGAACUUAACACAAUUGAAGCCAAGAAGCUGGCCCACCGGCUCCGGGCUGUAACAGACCACAUGGACCACUACUUUGGCAAUGACGUGCACAUCACUUUCCGCCUUCUGUCCCGCCUCAUGGCCUUUGAGAGUCGGCAGCGUGGCUUUGGCCUGACAGCCACACAGGACGCCCACUUCAAUGAGAACCUGCUGCACGCAGGCAGCUCUGUGCUGGCGCCCGAGAACCGGGAGCACUGGGCCAUGCUGCCGCACAGCGAGCACGGCAGCGCCAGCCUCAUGGAGCAGCUGCGGGACUACUCGGGCACGCUGGCCAGCAACAUGAAACUCACCUACCUCAACCCCGUCGGCGUCGUCACCCCCAACAUUAUGCUGAGCAUCGAUCGCAUGGAGAACCGCUCCCAUAUCCGCCGCCGCUACCCUCGCUACCACAGCAGCCUCUUCCGGGGCCAGCCCGCCUGGGACCCCCACACCCACGUUGUGCUGCCGCUGUCGGUGCUGAGCCCCCCAAAAGCCGAAGCGGCUGGGGGCGAAGGGAACUACACCGUGGAGAACUCCUCCCCGAGGCAGGUGCUGCCGGAGCCCGAGCCCACUCUCACUGUCAUCAUCCUCAUCAUGUAUCGCACCCUGGGGGGGCUGCUGCCUGCGCGUUACCAGGUGGAUCGCCGCAGCCUCAGGCUCCCCAAGAAUCCCGUGAUGAACUCCCCCAUCGUGAGCGUGUCUGUGUUCAGCAACCACACCUUCCUCCGGGGGCCCCUGGACACCCCUCUCGUGCUGGAAUUUCACCUGCUGGAGACGGCCAACAGGAGCAAACCUCUCUGCGUCCAGUGGAACCACUCCAACCCGACCAACCCCUCCGGCUUCUGGACAGCCAGGGACUGUGAGCUCGUGUACCGAAACACCACGCACGUCCACUGCCAGUGCUCUCAGUUUGGCACCUUUGGGGUUCUGAUGGACAGCUCGCACCGAGAGCAACUGGAAGGUGACCUGGAGACAUUGGCAAUUGUCACCUAUUCCUUGGUGUCUCUCUCCUUGGUGGCUUUGCUGCUGACCUUCUCCUUCCUGACCUGCCUCAAAGGCCUCAAGUCCAACACACGCGGCAUUCACUCCAACAUAUCAGUCACCCUCUUCUUCUCUGAGCUGCUCUUUCUCCUGGGCAUCAACCGCACUGAGAACCAGUUUCUUUGCACUGUGAUUGCCAUCCUCCUCCACUGCUUCUUCCUCUCCACCUUUGCCUGGCUCUUCGUCCAGGGCCUCCACAUUUACCGCAUGCAGACUGAAGCCCGCAAUGUCAACUUCGGGGCCAUGCGUUUCUACUAUGCCAUCGGCUGGGGAGUGCCCGCCAUCAUCACCGGGCUGGCUGUUGGCCUGGAUCCUGAGGGCUAUGGGAACCCCGACUUCUGCUGGAUUUCCAUUCAUGAUAAGCUGGUCUGGAGCUUUGCAGGCCCCAUUACUGUCGUCAUUGUGAUGAAUGGGGUCAUGUUCCUGCUUGUGGCCAAGACGUCCUGUUCCCCAGGCCAAAAGGAGACCAAGAAGAAAUCAGUUCUCAUGACGUUACGGAGCUCCUUUGUUCUGCUUCUAGUUAUUAGCACUACCUGGCUCUUUGGCCUCUUGGCUGUCAACAACAGUGUCCUGGCUUUCCACUACCUCUACACUGUCCUCUGCAGCCUCCAGGGCCUGGCUGUGCUGGUCCUGUUCUGUGUGCUGAAUGAGGAGGUGCAGGAGGCCUGGAAGCUGGCUUGUUUCGGCAAGAAGGGGCAGACCGAGGAGGCCACGAGGAGCACACAGGUGGGCGAGAGCAGGAGCAGCCCAGGGGUCUGGGGACAGCUGUUCGAGGAGAGCGGGCUCAUCCGCAUCACCCUGGGGGCCUCCACCGUCUCGUCGGUGAGCAGCGUGCGCUCUGCCCGCACCCACUCCAGCCAGCGGGCUUACCUCAGAGACAACGUGACGGCACGUCAGGGCUCGGCCCUGGAUCACAGCCUGCUGGCCCACGCUGGCCCCACGGACAUCGACGUGGCCAUGUUCCACCGCGAUGCUGGGGGAGACCAGGACUCGGACUCAGACAGCGACCUGUCUCUGGAUGAAGAGCACAGCCUCUCCAUCCCGUCCUCGGAGAGUGAGGAGAACGUGCGCCUGCGGGGCCGCUUCCAGCGCCAGUUCAAGCGGGCAGCACACAGCGAACGCCUCCUCACCAACCCUGCCAACACCACUCCCAAAGACGUGGAUGGGAACGACCUCAUGUCGUACUGGCCGGCUCUGGGCGAGUGUGAGGUUCACCCCUGCUCCCUGCAGAAGUGGGGCUCCGAGCGGAAGCUGGGUUUUGACAUCAACAAGGACGCGGCCAACAAUAAUCAACCAGACCUGGCCUUGACCAGCGGGGACGAGAACUCCCUCACCCAGACCCAACGGCAAAGAAAAGGGAUUUUGAAGAACCGCCUCCAGUACCCUCCCACUCUCCAAGGCCUGCCAUCCGUUGGCAGGAUGACCAACGAGCUGACAUGGUACAAGACCUCCACGCUGGGUCACAGGGCUGUCCCCGCCGCCUCCUACGGCAGGAUCUACUCUGGGGCGGGCAGUCUACAGAACACAGGAGAGUGCUUGGAAGCCGUGCCCAGCCGGCAUGGGUCCAGGGAGGAGCUCGACACUAUCCCCAGCAGGCACGGGUCUACUGAACACCUGGAAAGUAUCCCGAGCAGACAUGGGUCUAGGGAAAACUUGGAUUUACUCGCUGGUAGGCCCAGUCAGAGAGAUCAUGGGAACACGCUGCCACGGAGGCAGGGCUCCAGAGACCACCUUGACACUUUACCCUGCAGAUUUGGGUCGAGAGAGCAGCUAGACUACCUCCUCGACGCCCUCCGCAAUGUGCCCUUCGACACCUCGCUCCGCCACCUCCCACAGCAUUUCGGAGCUGUCACCAGACUCAGAACUAACAAGAAAUGA
Opisthocomus hoazin is the source of this 7794-nucleotide messenger RNA. The record is from RefSeq and is a predicted model, not a curated record. Lineage: Eukaryota; Metazoa; Chordata; Aves; Opisthocomiformes; Opisthocomidae.